GUCAUGCAUCACAAAAUCAGAAUGUGCAGCUGUUUGGUGGCAUUUUUCCAAUCCCUCCUACUUGUUCAAAGAACCUAAAACCAUAUUGAUUUGCAGGUGCGUAUUUUCACAGAAAUUGAGGAUCCCAUCUUAGAUGCUAUCUAUGAAAGAUUGAAGCAAAAACUGUAUAUACAAGGAAGCAAGGUACUGUAUCAAGGAGCUCCAAUUGACAAGAUGGUUUUCAUUAUCCGAGGAAAAAUGGGGAGUGUUAGAGAUGAAAAUCCAACCCCCUUGUCAGAAGGUGACGUUUGUGGGCAGGAGCUACUCACAUGGUGUCUUGAGCAUUCUUCAGUGAGCGGAAAUGGAAAGAAAAUCAGGUCAUCGGGACAGCAGUUAAUUUCUAACAGGACUGUGAAGUGUUUAACAAAUGUGGAAGCGUUUGUGCUGCGAGCCGAUGAUCUGGAAGAUAUCACUGCCACUUUUGCACGGUUCUUGCGGAGCCCAUGUGUUCAAGGGACCAUAAGGUUAUACAUAACAUCAUCUCAUAUAGUUUUAGGAUAGCACUAGAAAAUCAUGUAGCC
Messenger RNA from Magnolia sinica, 560 nucleotides. RefSeq names its product probable cyclic nucleotide-gated ion channel 20, chloroplastic. Bases 214 to 540 code for a protein of 108 amino acids. Lineage: Eukaryota; Viridiplantae; Streptophyta; Magnoliopsida; Magnoliales; Magnoliaceae. The record is from RefSeq and is a predicted model, not a curated record. The transcript is spliced from 3 exons.